Messenger RNA from Dimorphilus gyrociliatus, 6994 nucleotides. Lineage: Eukaryota; Metazoa; Annelida; Polychaeta; Dinophilidae. The record is from the annotation of a GenBank genome assembly.
AAUGGUUAUUGUACAUUUUGAGAAAUUGUACCCUGAAUCGCAGACAAAAUGUCAUCCAUUUAAAAGGAUGAGUUUCAUUGACAUUUUAACAGAUAAUUAUCACGUUUCGACAUCAUCUCCAAUGAAAUUUUUGAAAUGCGAUUCGUAUUUCUUAUACGAAUGCUUUGAAGAAUUCUAUCCACUAUUCUACUGUGAGAAAUCGGUAGCAAUAGUUCCUUGCACUACUUUAGAAGGAAAUCAAAGUGUACUAGCCAGUCAUUUCUGUGAUAUCGCUAUCUCAUUUAUUUUAAACGUCUUAAAACCGUUAAAUGUCCAUGGAAUUCUCUUCGUAUGCAUAGGAAAGGAAGAUAAAACUUUAAUAAGCAGUUUCAAUAGUUAUCUAUUGAAAAAGAAGAAUGAUUUAGCAAAUUUGAUUGGUGAACAAAUGAAAGUAGAAGUUCUUGAAAAAUUGGACCAAGCUGGACAAAAUAGAGUGCAUCAUCUAGUUGCUCUCCACGAAAUAUUAUCAUUGUGCAUUGAGAAGAAAAGUAUUGAUAUAUUAUUCCUUCAAGAUGUUAACAGAUCGGCUAUAUAUAAAUCUGCUGACAAACUCCACAAAAUAAUUAUAUCAAAUUGCGAGUGGCUAAAGUACGGUAGUCCAGCUAUUAAUGAAUUUAAAAAAAGUAUUAGUAGUAUGAAGAAUGUACUAGCACAUCCUUCAGAAAUUGUUACAAACAUUCCUCCGAGUAUUAUGAGUUCUGCUGCCAAAAAUCUGACCCCUUACCUGGUGAACGAUGAUACGAGAAAGAAGCACAAAUCCCUUUUGGAAAGUUUAGAAGAAUCGUAUUCCGAAGAUAUAUUUUCGGAAAAGGCAACAAGUAGAUAUUCUAAUAUUGUACAAUCGUUGAUGCGUUUUCCCUAUUCGACUGCACUGGAAUUUCUACAUAUUACAGGAGAUAUAAUAAGUUAUAGAGAGGUUCUAAGAGAAACUAAAAGAUAUGUCACAAAGCCAUCAAAAUUGAUUAAUAAAAUGAAUGAGAUGGGAGAAAACCUGACAAAAGCUGAUGAAAUUUGUGACUAUUAUUUGCCUUUUCUAGAUAAAGGAACAUCGUAUUACGAUUCCGGCCAUCUUAUAGCAUCAGAAUUAAAAUGCUGUCCAGUUGAUCUCCAAGAAAUGGGAUUGGGACUAAGGAUAGUAAAGCAGACUUUCAUUUUACCUCAUUGCCUAAAUCGUUAUACGAAUAGAGAAUUACAAUCGCCUAACUCAGAUCAAGCCUCCAUUGCGUACAAGUUUGUGCAUGGAAUUGAUAACUCCCUCUCAUGGCGAAUUAUUCAAAUGUUCUUUCUAGUAUAUUAUCAUGCAAAGUCGUACUUUGUUGCGAAAUUAUAUUGCAAUUUAAUUAUUAUUCAAUGCGGAACUUCAGAGUUAUCCGUCCACGUAGAAAGAAAUAACUUUGUUAUUAGAUUGGAACAUGAGUUUAUUGACGUUGAGAAGCAAAGUAAUCUAUUUAAAAAGAGAAUGAUUUGGCUUUUUCACAAAACUGUAAAUCCAACUUCCUUCGAAGAGGUUCCAUUUUGCGAAGAUGUACCUGAAAAUAGAAAUGAAAGAAAAUUAUCUAAAUGCCGUACCAAUACUACUGAGUCACAAAAAAUGGAUCCUACUACUAUAGCAGUAAAAGAGAAAAAGAAGAAGACUAUAGAUGAUAAUACAAAUAUUCAUUAUUUAGAAUUGAGCAUAAAAGACACUGUAGUACCGAUUGUUUUAAGAUCUGAAUCAAGAAUUAUGAUAAAAAUGAAGGAAAUAGGAUAUUGUACAUCGGAAAAAACUGUUUCAAGAUUACUUAUUUAUGCUGAUGAAGUACUCAUUCAUAGAGAUAUCAUACCAGUAACUGAUUACAACGUGAAAAUUACUCCAAAAGAAGAUUAUCCGACUAUUAACUUGGAUUUUGCACCUACUAUCGAAUACGAUAAAGGAUCCUUACUUAAGGUUGGCAUGAAAUUUGAGGGCUGGGACGUAGAGACUCGUCAGACACGUGUCGCUUCUAUAGCGGCUAUUGACCCAUUCGAAAAUCAGAUUUUAGUUCACUUUGACAGAAUGCAUGAUUACAGUUUCUGGAUUGAUGCAUCGGAAUCGAUACAUAUCUAUCCCGUUGGUUGGACUGAAGAGAAUGAAGAUAAAAAAACAAAUUCUAAUAGACUACAACCUCCCCAAGAUUAUGACUCUUCAACAUUUAAUUGGACAGAUUACCUGGAGUAUCUUAAUAAAACUGCAAUACCAAAAGCUUGGUUUGAUAAGCUAACUAAUCAACUAACUAGAACAUAUUUUUCUACAGCACUCUUUACAAGCGCUUGUAAACUGAUAUUGGAGAAUACAAGAAAACUUAGUGGAAUAAUGAAAACUCCGACUGGAUCCCGUCAAUGGAUCCUAAAUACAAAUGUGCCUUUAACGAGAACAAAAUGCUUUCGAUUGAAAGAUAUAGAAGAGUCGAAGAUUAAUUUUGCGUACUUACUUUGCGAAGGAAGUAGACCAGCCGAUAUGCAUAUAUUUACUAACUUGGAAAGAGAAAUUAAAGAUAUAUCGGAAGAGAAUAUGCUCUUAUUUAAAAAGUUUACGAUAUGCCAAUUAGCAAGGAUAUUACAAAAUGUUAAAGAUCAAAGAAAAGCGAGAAAUUAUUCAAAAAUAGCAUCUUUAUAUUUUUAUUUUUGCUAUUUGGUUAAGACGCAUCAAUUAGACGACAUUGCCGAAUUUGGAAAGACUUCUAAAACAACUAAAAGUCUUUGUAAAUUUAUUGAUAAAUAUUUCGAACAGUCGGAAUAUUUUAAAGAUAGGAAUGGAAAAUCUUCUAUAGCAUGUUCAUAUCAUAAAAAGAGAUCGCAAGCUCGUGAUGAAGGUAGUUUUUGCGAACAAAUAGUUUCCUCGCUAAUUGAAGUGUUAGACACCAUAAACUCCAGCAACGUUAAAUUGUUUUUAAGCUGGCCCGAUAGAAUUAAUGGAAUAUCCAGUAUUGAUGUAGAUGGGAUAGAAGAUAUACCGAAACAUUUAGGAUAUAUAUAUAAAUGUAUGUUCUUGACGAAUUUAACAAUAGAAAAUUGUGGAAUUAAGGAAAUAGGAGACGAAAUUAUUCACCUUUCGAAUACAUUAGAGACAAUAUCACUUUCUGGGAAUCCUAUUGUGAAAAUGUCUGAUAAUUUUUACAAAUUACGCGGUCUUCAACGGAUAAAUGUGUCUAAUACGAAAAUAACGAAUCUUUCUAGGCAGUUUCUUGAAUUCAAUGCCUUACGAGAUCUUAACGUUUCUGAUAAUUAUUUGGACGAGUUUCCCAGCUUUCUAAGCAAACUGACAUCUUUAAUACACUUAAACGUAUCCGGUAAAGAGAUAUAUCCUUUUCGAGAGAAGCAGGCUUUAACGAAAAAGGAUUUUGAAAAUUAUUUAUUGAGCUUAAAUGAACAUUGCGUUAAUAUUCCCAAUGUUAGACGUGUCUUUGAAGAGAAGAUAAUAAAUAAAGAAUACAUAGAAGGAGAACAAAUUGAAGAACUUCACGCCCAAAUAUUUAAGGAAAUGCCUCAUAUUAGAAAAUUUCCAGAGAUUGACGACAACAGCUUUCAACGAUUAGAAACGCUAUUGUUAAUGAAUCAGAAUUUGUUAUCUAUAGAUCCGUCUAUUGUUAAGAUAAGUCGGCUAAAGCGUAUAGACCUUAGCAAUAAUCCAUGUUUGGAGGAAGUACCAGCUAUUAGCACUAACGAAUUAAGAUCAAUAUCAUUAAAAGGCUGCGGUUCUUUGAAAACUCCUCCAAAGGAAAUAGUAGCUAAGGGGCAUUUUGCUGUUUUAGGAUACCUUAAACGACUCUCUAAAGGUUCAGUAGUUUGUCGAAGAACUAAACUAAUGUUAGUGGGUCUAGGAGGAGCUGGAAAGACCAGUUUGAUGAAAUCACUUAUUUCCGAACAACCCACCAAAACACCUCCUGACGUUACUGACGGUAUUGAUAUCGUUAAUUGGGAUGUAGGAUCAGCCAUAUAUAUCCUAGCGUGGAAUGUUCGCCUGGGACACGAACACUCCGGUUUAAAGUUCUGGCUUAGUUCUAUUGAAUGCCAUGCUCCAAAGACACCGGUUUUAGUUGUUGGAACUCAUAUCGACGAAGUUGAAAAAUCAGAAUUACCGGAAAUCGAACUACAAAGACGUUAUACUCAGAUUAAAGGAUUUUAUUACGUAUCGUCGUUAACUAAUAUUGGAAUUGAUGAACUACGAAACGAUUUAAUUCAAAUAACAUUGAAACAAAAAUAUAUGGACGAAAAGAUACCAAAGAUAUGGUUAGACUUUGAGGAGAUCCUACUAAAAUACAGAAAUUCCAAUUGUAACGUGCUAGAAUUUUCAACGAUUGCUAAAGUAGCAGAAGAGAAAUGCCAUAUCAGCCGAAGUGAACUAGUACAAUGUAUUGAAUUUUUACACGAAUUGGGAGCAAUACAAUACUUCAAUAACGAAUUCCUAAAGAAUAGAAUUGUAGUUAAUCCCCAAUGGAUUGUUGAUGUAAUGGCUUGUGUUGUUUCUGUUAAAUUAAGCCCCAUUGUUGAUGGUAAAUUCUAUCAUAAAGAUAUACGGUCAAUUUGGAAAGAUGACCAAUUUCCAGAAGAUAUGCUCAGCUGGUUGUUAAAAUUAACUGAAGAAUUUGAUUUAACAUUUUGCCUUAAGCAGGAUAAAGCUAACCUGGUACCUUGUUUACUACCUGAAAGAGAACCGGAAUUUGAAUGGAAAAAUCUGAUUGAAUCGGACGAUGAAAUCGAAAUGAAAAUGAUAUAUAAGUUUGAUUAUCUACCAUCCGGUCUAUUUAAUAGAGCCCAAGUAAGACUACAUCAAUUCUGCGAUGAGUCGCUUAUAUGGAGAAAAGGAAUGUUAUUGAAUAAGAAUAUACAUAGAGCUUUAAUGAAACAAUUAAACGAUACUACUGUUCUCGUUCGAGCUCAAGGAUUAAAGCCCGACAAUGUUCUAUUUUUAGUUCAUGAAGUUUUUGAAACGUUAAUUGCAGAAUCAUUUAGCGGUGUGAGAUACGAUUAUAGCAUACCUUGUCCAGAGUGUCUUCGAUACUUUAGUGCCGAUCCUUCAAUGAUACCGGGUCAAAGGAUUCGAAAAGCAAUUGCUCUUAAAGUACCAUUUCUGCAAUGCGUUGAAAAUUUCCAUACUAUGUCGAUAACUCAACUAAGAUCUGCUCUACCUCCUGAAAAUUCGGAAGAUUUCGAUAUUCAACUGCAAAAAAGCGUUAAUGAAUUGCGUAAUAUCAAAUCAAACCUUUGUUUGAGUAUUAUCAUUAUGUACUCGGAAUCGGAUUUACCAAAAUCCGGCUUAGAAUAUACAGUAGUCGGUUUACCUAUGUUACAGAGAGACCUGAAAAAUAAAGGAUACGAUACUAAAACAAUUAAUGAUAUGGAUAAUCUGUCUAUGGAAGAGAUGAUUAGUACUAUAAAGGAGUCUCAGAGAACUCAGUUAAUUCUUACUAAUGAUGAUAAAGAAUGGAAAAGCGACUUCGAAGUCGGACCUCUUUGCGCCGAUGAUGUUUUUAUAUCGAUGAAUAGUAUUGAUAAAUAUCAGCUUAGAUUUCAAGAUUUAAUCGAUAAUAUUUCAAAACAUGAAACUUUGAGUCGUACUGAUUGGCCACCCUGUUUUAUUAGCUAUUGUUGGUCUAAUUCUUUAUCAGCAAUCGCUAAGGGAACAAAAUCCACCGACAAGAGUAAAGGACUAGUUGAUCCUAGAGACUUAAAAGAUGUUCUUGAAAAGAAUGAUAUUAAAUGUUGGAUGGACGUUGAGCAAGUUGGUCAAUCGGGUUUAUUUCAAGAUAUUGCAGAAGGUUUAAAACACGCUCGAGUGGUUGUUGUAUGCGUAUCCGACGAGUACGUUAACUCCCGAAACUGCCAAAUGGAAUUUCGUUUUGCCGCUAUUACAUUAAGACUACCAAUUAUUUUCGCUGUAGUAGGUACCGGUCAGGAUUGGGUUCGCUCAGAAAUUGGAAUGAUAUCGUUAAAUCAUUCAAGAGUUAAUCUACAAUCACCUAAUUAUGAUUUGAACGAUGUUGCUGAGCUAGUUAAACCACAUUUAGACAAUUUUGACGAUAUUAAGAAUAAAGAAAUUGCUCUAAAAGAGAAAAUUGAUCAAAGAGCUUACAAAGAGAUAUUAGAAUUGGCUCAAAGGAAAUUAUUGCGUCAAGUUAUUGGUUUAGCUAAUAAAAUCAACGUUGGCUAUUUACCUCAUUUACCAAUUUUAGAUUUUGAAUGCGAUCAAGAUUCUAAGAUAAAAAACUAUCAAUUUGUCUUUCUUUGUGAACACGAAGAAGGUUGGCAUAUUCCUAAUGAAAAAGCUUCGAAACAAUGGGACAUGAGUCCUGGUACAUCGGAUGAAAAUGAAAACUUAAAGCUAUGGUCUCCCUAUUUAGCUAGAAUCUUUGCCAUUCUAAAGUUCACAUCCAUUGAACUCUCGAUACUAAAAUUCAGUAUUGGUCAAGAAAUUGUUAACGGGUUAAUUGAAAAAUCAGUUCAAGCAGAAGAUAUUAGCGAUUCCAGUUUCGAAAAGGCCUACACGCAAAUUAUGAAUUCUCUAAACGAACUGGUAGACAUAUUCCUGAAUGAGGAUAGCUGUUUAGCUAGAUGCUAUACAGGCAGUGGAAAAAUACUUUGGCUUUGUAAAGAACAUCAGAAUCUUCCAAGAAUAACUAAAUUAGAACUAGAAGAAGGGGACAAAGGACGGGCGUUAAAUUCCGUAGAAUCCGAUAGAGAUCAGAGAUUUGCUGAUCGAGUUAAAAUGGCUAACAAAGUAGGUGCAGAGAAGAGCGUACAGUUGAGAGGAAAAUUUAUAGGUGCUCAAGUGGCCGCUGAUUCUGCUGUCAAGUUAAAUAAGAUGAAAGAAGCUGAUGUAGCUAAAAAUAUUGAAAAAUCAGAUUCAACAAUUGAUAUAGCUGAAACUGCUAAAACUGUUAUUGGACAAUCUAUAGCAAAAGAAAAACAAACCAGUAGAGCCUGCGUUAUCACUUGA